Messenger RNA from Didymodactylos carnosus, 443 nucleotides. Lineage: Eukaryota; Metazoa; Rotifera; Eurotatoria; Philodinida; Philodinidae. The record is from the annotation of a GenBank genome assembly.
AUGGUUCCAUAUGCAUUGGUGAAGAUCGAACAAGGCAAAACAAUGAUAUCAGUAUUCAACACCACCAACACCCACCAGAAAAUUCAAGCUGGCGCAAAAUUAGGUGUGAUUCAAAAUCAUUUCGAAGAGAUUUGCUAUGCUGUCAAUCCAAGCCCUUCGUGUCCUACACGAUCAUUUUCGCAACAGCUGUCUCAUUUGACAUCUUCUCAACAAUUCUCAUCGAUCACUACAUCAGUUGAAAAAUUAAUUUCUCAUUUAUCUUCUUCUCAACAACGACAACUUAAACCAAUCCUUCUCAAGCAUGCCAAUGUUUUUGAUACAUCCAAACCAACAAUUGUGAACGUUGGAAUUCAGCAUAGAAUUCCAGUGAAGCCUCACCACCAUCCGACUCAAUCCCGAGCGUAUCGAAAAGCUCCAAAAGAACGUGAAAUUGAAUCAUUGCA